UGUAGCCAGUAUUUUUUUGUUUACAACGGUCGCGCACGUGGGUUCACGAGUUCGCGGUCGUGUGUAGUAAGUAUGUCCGACGACGAAAACGAUGCGGCGUGGGACAGCGCCGAGGAAUUGGAAACCGAGCGGGCGGACAGCGCGUGCCUGUUCUGUGGCGAAGUGCGCGCCUCGCCAGAGCUCGUGUACGAGCACUGCGCACACGACCACGCGUUCUCCAUCAAGGAUGCGGUUCGAGGCUUGCAGCUGGACUGCUUUGGAUAUAUCAAGAUGGUCAACUACGCCCGCAAACACAAAACAAGCCCGGAAGUCUUACAGACAGCCGACCCUCGAUGCCUCCCUUGGGAAGAUGACCAGUACCUUGUGCCAGUUGUGCAAGAUGACUUGCUUUUAACCUAUGAUGUAGAAGAACUUGUCAGUGCCGGUCCAAAGCCUGAAGACGAGCGUGAGCAACUGCGCAACCGACUGUUGCAGGCUGAGCAAGCCAUUGAGCGCAUGAGGGAAGUGGCACAAAGCUGGCUGCAAUCGAACGAGCAAGCCGAGCCCGUAGAACACGACGAGCCUUAUUUCGAGUCGUACGGCCACCAUGGCAUCCACCUCGAGAUGUUGUCCGACAGGCCAAGGAUGGAUUCCUACCGCAAGGCCAUUGAGCUGAAUGCUGACGACUGCAUCCGAAAUCGCACCGUGCUCGAUGUUGGGUGUGGCACUGGAAUCCUCUCCAUGCUGUGUGCCCGGGCAGGUGCUCGAAGUGUAGUUGGAAUCGACCAGUCCGGUGUCGUCUACAAUGCCAUGGACAUUGUCAGAGAGAACGGUCUGUCGGAGCGAGUGAACCUGGUGCAUGGCCGCGUGGAAGAACUGGAGCUCCCCGAGCGCGUGGAUGUGCUGGUGUCUGAGUGGAUGGGCUACUUCCUUCUCUUCGAAGGCAUGCUUGAAAGUGUGCUUCAGGCCAGGGACCGGCUACUACGGCCAGGAGGACUGAUGCUGCCCAGCCACUGCCAGCUCUUCCUGGUAGCCCUCAGCGAUAAUGACAUCAAUCGUCGGAUGGUGAGCUUCUGGGACAAUGUUGAAGGCUUCAAGAUGAGCUGCAUGCGGAAGGAAGUGCUUGCCGAGGCUCAUGUGAUGGAUGCACCGGCUUCGAGCGUCUGCUCCGAGCGACCAGCCCUUCUUUUGAACCUUGACUUGAACACGUGCCGCAUGGAGGAGAGUGACUUUGUGAGUGACUUCGAACUGGAUCUCAAGCCCGGCACGCAGCAGGUCACAGCACUGGCUGGUUACUUUGACUGCACAUUUGAACUACCAGUGCCUGUUGUCCUUAGCACAGCCAUGGAGGCAGAGUCCACCCACUGGAAACAAACAGUAUUCCUGCUGGAAGAACCACUCUUACUGGCCGAAGGCGAGAAAACAGUGCGAGGGCGACUGGAGUGCCGACGGCAAGGCCGCAGGGAACUUCUGGUCACAAUAACGCUGGGGCCAAUACAACAGCAGCAGUACACGCUGCAUUGAAGAGACUUUUGCAGCUGUACUGGAUGGCGCUGCGUUAACGAAGGGGGCCAUGUUUGAGGUGGCUUCUGCUGUGUUGGUACAGGGCAGAUUUUCAUGUGAGCGCAUUUUACGUUGCACACUUCUGCAUAGAGCACUUCAGCAUUGUUCAGCUGAGCAAAAAAAGUUCCAUGGCACAGAUGCUCUUCAUCUAGAAUCACUCAUCAAUCAAGCUGCUGGUAACACCUUCAGCAGAAUGGAUGGCAGUCUUCGUUCACCCCAUCAUCCACGUCAAGUUACUUCAUCACAUAUGCAAGAGCACAUAAAGAGUUUCAAUGAUGGCCUUUGUCCUUCAGUGUUUUACAAACAAGGUUCUGUAUGGCCCCCGAAAUG
This is a messenger RNA of Rhipicephalus sanguineus (brown dog tick), 1872 nucleotides long. RefSeq names its product protein arginine N-methyltransferase 3. NCBI's taxonomy places the organism in Eukaryota, Metazoa, Arthropoda, Arachnida, Ixodida, Ixodidae. Gene Ontology annotation, molecular function: protein-arginine N-methyltransferase activity. Gene Ontology annotation, cellular component: nucleus. The coding region runs from base 73 to 1503 and encodes 476 amino acids. The record is from RefSeq and is a predicted model, not a curated record. The transcript has 9 exons. Gene Ontology annotation, biological process: peptidyl-arginine methylation.